GACUCUCCAAGCGCGCUCACGAUAAUAUGCAGGAGAGACAGGCGCGUUCUCGCGGAACAGUCACGGAUUUCUCCAGUGGGUCGCCGGUUCUUGGGUCACAGCGGGUAAAGGCGCUGACCGCCUGAGAUGACUCAACAUAAAGUUUUAUUAAACUACAGAUUUGCCUGUCGGUCUGUGCUGUAACCAGACAAAGGUAGCAGACUGUACUUUCAAAGCACAAGAUGUGAACAUCUGAGUAGAUGAUGGGAAGGACGGAUCACGCAGAGCUCCUGCUGAGUGUUGGGAAUUAACUGGAAACAGAAGUACAGCUUCCACUGCGAGUGCCAUAAUGGCCAGUCUUGUUCUUAAUGAGACGGGGAUGGAGAACUGUGGCAUCGAUGACUCCUUCAAGUACAACCUGUACGGCGUGGUGUACAGUGUCGCGUUUGUUCUGGGUCUGGCCACUAACUGCGCUUCACUGUUCGUCUUCUGCUGUCGCAUGAAAUUGCGUAACGAGACCACACUUUUCAUGACCAAUCUAGCUUUAUCAGACUUAGUGUUUGUGUUUACUCUCCCUUUCAAAAUCUUUUAUAACGUGAAUCGCCACUGGCCUUUCGGCGACACGUUGUGCAAGAUCUCCGGAGGAGCCUUCAUCACCAAUAUCUACGGCAGUAUGCUGUUCCUCACGUGCAUCAGCGUGGAUCGCUUCCUGGCUAUCGUUUACCCCUUCCGCUCUCUCUCCAUCCGUACCCGCCGCAACGCCGGCAUCGUGUGUGGCACCAUCUGGUUGCUGAUCCUGGGUGGAGGCAUGUCAGUCACCUUCUUCUCUGCCACCAACCAGUCCAAAACUAGCACCACCUGCUUCGAGGGAUUCUCCAAGAAAACGUGGAAGACACAUUUGUCCAAGAUCACCAUCUUCAUUGAAGUGGUGGGUUUCCUCAUACCGUUGAUGAUCAAUCUAGCCUGCUCUUCCAUGGUGCUGAGGACUUUGCGUAGACCUGCUACUCUGUGUCAGAUCGGCACCAACAAGCAGCGCGUUCUGCGCAUGAUCGUAGUGCAUUUGGCCAUUUUUAUUGUUUGCUUUGUACCUUACAACUCUGUUCUGUUUGUCUAUGCCAUGGUGCGCACUCGAGCGCUCGUGAGCUGCUGGGUGGAGAGGCUCGCACGGACCCUGUAUCCCAUAACGCUUUGCGUCGCGACCUUCAACUGCUGCUUUGACCCGGUGGUCUACUACUUUACCUCAGAGUCCUUUCAGAAAUCACUGACUACCGGGAAGUGUCAGGCCAUGCAGGAAAACACACUGAGGAGUGAUUGCCCUGUGUCUGCCAGGGAGAAUACUGACACGGUUGAGCUCCACACGCUGGCCAGCAAUGGGAAAGAUCAGGGCAGUGAGACUCCGUUCUGAAGAGCAUACAUCGUUCCAGUACUAGAGUCAGAAGAAGACCUGUGAAUUACUUGUCUGAAGAAAAUGACUUUUUCCACUGAAACCUGUGCAUGAAACAUCUAUUUGUGUUUACACAGGUGUACCAGUGUGUCAUUUAUCACUGUAUUUGAUCAAUAAGUACCAUACCAUAUACAUUUGUAUUGUACCGUAUUGUAUUUUUACCCAGUCAAAGCACCUUCUGAAAGUUUUGCUACAGAUCAGUGUUAAUGACUUGUUUGAAUGUUUGUGUAAAUUUUGCUCUCUCAAUCUGCAAAAUUUGGUUUGCCUUUUACUGAAAACAAUAAUGGUAAGCAAUUAAAUGAUAAAUUGCAAACACUUACUUAAAUGUACUUAACACUAUAAGCACACAAUCCCAUUAGGUGGAAUACCUGCAAAACUAGGACAGAAAGUUACUGGUUCAAGCUACAGAAGAAGAGGUUCAUCAGCUGUAAAACUGGUGAGAAACUCCACCGCUGUGCCUAAGAACAGAAACACUUCAUCUGUAUUCAUCCGUUAUUGCAAUCCUCAGUGCUCCAGACGGCCGUGAAGUAUCCUAAAAUGUCUGUCAUUAAUCGAGGUGUUAGUAUUCAUGUAUCUGUUUAUAAACAUGUCAACAGUGUAACUAAUUUGAGAACUGACGAACCGUGACACUAACUGUGACAGCAGAAGAUGUUUACGUCAGUGUCCACUAUAACACCUGACCAAUGCAGUUUGUGUGAAUAAAGAGUGGCCAGUGAUUGUAAUAGCUGCAAGAUGCUUUUUUCGCAGAGUGCAUUAUGGGAGGACAAUUCAAAUUAUGUGGUGAUCAGCAAGAGUUAUUUUACUUAUGCAUUUUUUUUUUUUUUUUAAUGUGGUUAUUUGUGGCUUUUUCUAUGAUUAUAUUAUCUGUAAGUUACCUAUUAUUGUAUUUUAAACAUCCAGUGACUUCUCUAGUUUUACAUGGAUGGCAGGCUAGCGUAUUUUAAUCAGACAUGACAGAGUAAAUGGAUCGCCUCAGUGUUUGUUCCAGAAGCUGGGGUAUCCUUCAGAAUAAGAUGUAGAAACUUACUCUUUGAACACAACCUGAACAUAACCUGAGCAUGACACUGCAAGACAGUGAUUGAAGACAGUGUAGGAACAGGAUUUCUCAUCUCUGUUUUAGGAGAUGAUUUGAAAUGAAAUUGUCUGAGAUUCUUGAGCACAUGGUUGUGGUUGAUUUCUGUGGUUGAACUUUUCUUUCUGUUCUCAGUGCGCAGUUCUCCUCUGGUUAUGUAGUUAACUACAUUAGUUAACAAGAACUAACAAUGAAAAUACUUAUAAAGCAUUUAGGAAUGUUAAUGUUAAUGGCAACAAUUUUGA
Messenger RNA from Ctenopharyngodon idella (grass carp), 2740 nucleotides. RefSeq names its product lysophosphatidic acid receptor 4 (gene lpar4). Gene Ontology annotation, biological process: phospholipase C-activating G protein-coupled receptor signaling pathway; positive regulation of Rho protein signal transduction. Gene Ontology annotation, molecular function: lysophosphatidic acid receptor activity. Bases 329 to 1384 code for a protein of 351 amino acids. The transcript is spliced from 2 exons. Gene Ontology annotation, cellular component: membrane. The record is from RefSeq and is a predicted model, not a curated record. NCBI's taxonomy places the organism in Eukaryota, Metazoa, Chordata, Actinopteri, Cypriniformes, Xenocyprididae.